Limanda limanda (common dab) is the source of this 910-nucleotide messenger RNA. Its product is annotated as required for drug-induced death protein 1-like. The coding region runs from base 1 to 540 and encodes 179 amino acids. The record is from RefSeq and is a predicted model, not a curated record. NCBI's taxonomy places the organism in Eukaryota, Metazoa, Chordata, Actinopteri, Pleuronectiformes, Pleuronectidae. The transcript has 4 exons.
AUGGCGACUGGAUGUGUAGUGUAUCUUCUCUGUGUCCAGGAGAACCGAGCCGGUCUGGUUCCUCAGAUCCUCCUUCUCUCUCUGAGCAGAUCCCAGGUCAGGUCCUUGUGUCUGGAACCAGGAGCCGACAGUCGCAGGAGAAGCAGAGCAGAGGAGGAACGAGGGAUGGGACAGCAGGAGGAGAAGAAGAAGGAGGAAGAGGAGGGAGCAGCUUCUCCUCUGGGGAAGAAACAGAAAAGCUCCAAAGAAGUUUACUUCUCUGUCCUGCCGGAUAAAUACGAGCCUCUGAUCGAGGAGGAGGAGAGAGAGACCCCCGAGGAGAGGAGGAAGAGGAAGGAGGAGAAGAAGAAGAAGAAGAAGAGGAAAUAUAAAAAGUACAGAAAGAACCUCGGGAAGGGGCUGCGCUUCAGCUGGAGCUGUCUGCUGAUUGGCUUACAGAGCAUGGCGUCCGUGUACACCACGCCGGCCUCGGCUGUGUCCACGGUGGUGACGGUGGUCACCAGUGGAUCGGGCCGCCGCCAUGAUGGGACAGCCAAGUGACCCCUGACCUGAGGGGUCAUCCGGGGUCAUCCGGGCCUGGCCCCUGCUCCAGAGUUUCUAAUAAAACCUUAUUUCACUUUUAAUAAAAGUUGAACUUGUUUUUUGACACAUUUUGAAAUAAUCAACGAACGUUUUUACUUUGUUUGUUUUAUAUUUUAAUUAUCAUUGUUGGUGAAAUUUCCUCUUAUUAUAUACUUGAAUAUAUAUUUUACAUUAUUAUUCUUGUAUUUUCAACUCUUUCUGAGAUUAAACAGUGUUAUAUGUUUAUUAUGUACUUUACAUGUUAUAGUGUAUUAAAUAGUUUUUCUAUUCUUUUUUGCUUUAGACAAUUUUAACAAACUAUUUUAUUAAAUAUGAAUAAACAUCAAAA